This is a messenger RNA of Triplophysa rosa, 5541 nucleotides long. It is a transcript of the gene mbd1a, whose product is annotated as methyl-CpG binding domain protein 1a. Gene Ontology annotation, molecular function: zinc ion binding; DNA binding. Bases 2085 to 4397 code for a protein of 770 amino acids. The record is from RefSeq and is a predicted model, not a curated record. The transcript is spliced from 14 exons. Lineage: Eukaryota; Metazoa; Chordata; Actinopteri; Cypriniformes; Nemacheilidae.
GUAUUUAAUGCAAUAUUUGUUUUUGCGUUGCAAGAGCGCGUAUUUGCGAAGCAGGCAACGCGACAAUUGCACUAUAUUACUGCAGGAAAAUAAUCGUGUGAUCGGCGCGGUUCCGCUCAGGCGAACGCGUUCGGAAAGUCGGUAUCGAUGAAAGCAGUGGGGAGGGUCAACAGUGACGGGGGCUCUUUAAAGCGAAAUGGAGGUUGUGUUGUGACUCGUGUAAAAUAAACUUAGCGUGUGUUGAAAAUGCACGAGUUAUUGUCAGCGAAACGCGAUUUUUGUACGGGGAUGUGUAUGUGGAAUAAAAUAAUAACGUGAAUGUUACGUUGUUUAACGUUACGCGUUUCGCUAGCUGUUCGAGGCAGCAUUCUUAAACGAUUACUGAAAUGGAGGCUGGCGAAACUCGUGUCGAUUUUUUCUCGAUAGUCUGAUGAUCAAUUUCGACGAUGUUCAUCACUUUAUCGCGAGAUAUUGAGGUUGGAAUUUAAACGGAGAGAGAAUCGCUCAAAUUAGUCACGUUUUAAGAAGUUUUGUUUGUUUGAAUCGAAGUGAACCGAUGCUCCACUCGGUUCAGUGUUGAGGGAAUUGUUCACGCGUGUUUUCCGCACGAUCCGCCAGAGCACAGAUGCGAUUAUCGUGACCCUUAAUACAAAAUUUAAAUACGCAUGCACAUUAUUUGUAUCAUAAUUUAACGCUGAACUGUAAUCAAUUUAAUAAAAGCACAAAUUUAAAUAAGGAAAAAGUAAGUUUUGAAUAUGGUAAAAACUUCACAGUUCAUCAGUUCAUUUAAAUGUAAAUAAAGUAGAGAAUCGUAAUAUACAUUAAAAUGUAAUCUUUAAAUUUAUGAAGUAAUGCAACAUUCAUGGUUGUUUUAAUGUCAUCCCAAUUAUGGGGUUUCGUUGUUUUUUAACUGGAUUGUUUGUUUUCUGAAUCUGUGCAUGUUCAUACUGUAAAUCUUUUUAAAUAUAAUGUGAAGAUAUUGGAGUUUCACGCACAAUUUUGAUGUAGUUUCUUGUUCAUGUUUUGGAUGGAAUUCUUGUUUUCAUUGCUUCAUUUUUGCAUAAACAAUACCAAAAAUGAUGUACUUUGUAGAUAAUAAAUACUUUACAGAAAGCAUUUCGGAUUUUAAUGUAUAGUUGGUGAUCUGCUUCAGUGAGUUCUAAAUUGCUAACCUCUACACUAAAUCAGCUUACCAAACAGACCAACCCGGAUGAAAAAAUGGAAGAAUACUGUAGUAUUAAUGUAUAUAUUAUAAUUACAACACUUAGUUAACUUGUACUAUAAUAUUCUGUAGUAUUAACUAUAGGUAAUAAUUCAACUGUAAGAAAUACUAUAGUGUAUUUUAAUAUGUACUGUAAGAUUCGGAUCAUUUUACUGCAGUUUAUUAUAGUGUGCUACAGUAUUUUUUCAUGUGGCAAUCUUAUCCAUCUUAUUACGUUUUGGUUUGUUUAUUUUUGUAUUUGUGAAUAUAAAAAAUGUAUUAUAUUAAAUGUAUAUAGGUUUUAUUAGGGCUUUAGAAAAUGUUGAAUUAUCUUCUAUUCUAUCAAACUGUAAUAGCCUGUGUUAGCUAUCGUUACUCUGUCUUUACUGUAGCGUGUUUCACUGUCAUAGUAAUCGCGCUGCAUUGCAGAUAUCGAAUCUCAGGCCAUUUCUAUCGACCUCUCCACUGUCGCUCGCUGCCGGGCUCGCAGCAAAAUCCAUCACCAUAGCAACCGCUCGUCUCUGCCCCGUUCUAUAAAUAUUCUCCUUCACGCUAGUCUAGCGUGUUUCUGCUAGCUCGAGCCGUUCCGGCAGGCCAGUUUUCUAGAGGGAUUUUAUUUACAUUCGGUACAUUAUAAUGAUCUGUAACCAAUAAACAUGGACUAAACAUCCUCACUUCAAGCAUUUGAAGCAACCCAGACGCUCCCUAACAAUUUGAGAUGGAAUUACUCCUUCCAGGUUUUAUGGAUAAGUCACCUUGUUCCUAUUAAAGAUGUGAACCUCCAGUUCUAUACUCAAGCUCAUCUUGGAAUGACUCAAAAGCAGUGAUCUGAUAUAAAUCUAAUGUAAAAUAAAGGCCUCAAGGCCAGAUCAAGAGAUCAGAAAUGACGGAUGAGCUGAACAGGUUGUCAUCCGACCGGGAGGAGACGGAUCGGGGUGACGCUGUGCCCACCGGAGCAGAUGCGGUCACUGCCGUCGUGGAACACACGAUGGAGAACGACUUGCCCAGCGUCGUGACGUUUGAGCUGAUUCCUGAUUGGCUGAAGCCAAUGGAGGAGGACGAUGAUGCUGUUGAUGGUGACAAGAUCAUGGAGCCAAGCACCAAGAAGACCAUUCCUAACAUUCUUCGAAAGAAGCGUGGAAGAGGUCGACCUCCUCUCGCCAAAACUGUUCGCGCUCGACUCAACGUGAUAAAAGCGCAAGGUGGCGCUGUACAAAAGAUGAGUGUCGAUACCAUCAAUGACGGCAAACGUUCAACUGCCAGAAUCCCCAAGAGGCAGAUGUCCACUCCAAUCAGACCACAGCAUACUCCCACCUUGCCUACAGGGUCCAUCACCAUCUUUUCUUCUCCAGUAUUUUGUAGUCCUCCGCGCCUCACGAGAGUCUCCCCGCUCAAUGUCGACGGGACUCAGAUACCCUGUCACUCUCCAUCCUUACAGCUGAGCAGCGUUUCCCAACAGAUAAGCUCUGCCACACCGGGGAAUAACGGCACUGAGAUGCCCCUUCAUAUCUGGCAGUGCCCACCUCUGCAACCCAUCAGCCCUCCAAAGACUCAGGACGCAUUCGUAGAUCAGACCGUGACGAUAGGGUCGCCGGAUUCUCCGGAUGCCGAUCUUAAUGAAAGUGAGCCAGAAAAAGAAGAAAUCUUGCUUCUGAUGAGGGACUGCGUUGGCUGUGGAGGCCCAUUUCCAGCCGAGAAAGUUGGGGACACAUUGUGUCGCAAAUGCAAACCGGCAGAGAAGAAACACUCACCUCCAAACAUUGUAUUUAGGAAGGUGGGGCAAGAUCAGUGGGAGGUGGGGAAAACAAAACCUCCAAAAAACCUGAAAGCGGCUCCCAAAUGCAAGAAAGUGAUCAAAAAGGAUUUAGUCCCUGAUGGUGGGGGUGAUGACGAUGAUGAUGAGGAUGAUGAAAGUAACUGGAUGUCUAGGAAACGCUCAAAGAAUCGGCGGAUGUGUCGUAGUUGUGAAGCGUGUCUGAGAGGCACCGACUGCGGCGUGUGUGACUUCUGCAUGGACAAGCCCAAGUUUGGUGGCAGUAACAAGAAAAGACAGAAGUGUCGCCUGCGUCAGUGCCAGUUUCAGUCCAGGCUUCACCAUCAGAUCCCCAGGGUAUUACGAAGUCCACGAAGAAGAAAAAUGAUCAAAAAGAAGUUGAAGCCGGGGCAACCCAAAAAACGGCGAACCAGAAAGAACCCCUGGGACGUUGACGGUGAAGAUUACGGCAGCGAUAAGGAAGAUGAGACGAAACUGAAACAUUUCAACGCCAAAGGCACGAGGAAAAGACAAAGGAAGAAAUGGAAUUACAGUUUCAAGGAGGAAGAGGAGGAAGAGGAAGAGAUGUUUAUUGAAGCUGUGCUGGAUGAUGAUGAACCAGACGAGUCUGAUUCUCUCUCAUUGGUUCGGAAUGGGCCAAUGAAAAUUGUGAUGGACAAUAACGGUGGGUUUAAUGUCACCCAGACACCUCAGUCUCGGGAAAUCUAUUAUACCUUGCCUGGUGUCCCAGAGGCGUCUCGUAUGCUCCGCCCUGUUACUCUGUGUAACGGUAAUCCAGAGGCGCCGAUUGAGGCCGGUGGAGUGGCCGGUCCUCUGCCUGUGGGCAUCACUCAAAAUGACAUUCUGCAGAUUGAGAUGGUGAGAGUCGGGUCACCGGUGUCAGAAUUCAUUGAACCUCAGAACACGCCGCAACCUGAACAACAAGCAUAUCCACCUGAUCACACACCAGUGAUAACUCAAAUCUUCAGUCUGGCGAUCGGCACCGAGUGCGACUUUGAAAGAGACGCGGGCCUGAUGGAGCUCUUCCACUCUCUCCGUCAGACCGUGCUGCCCGCUCACUGGGUGGGCGUCAUGGCCAAAGGCCCCAUUCUCCAGCUCCUGCAGUGCUCCAAACUCUCCACCAUGGCCGACACGGUCAUCCAGAUCGAGAAGGGCUUCUUCUACCAGAUCAGCGUUCAGAACCAGCCUCUCCUCCUCAUGCACUCCGUCUACAUGCGUCACCCCACCUGCCUGACCUCCGUCGGUGACGUGGUGUCGCUCUUGCUGGACUUGGAGGGACUGAGCGUGUGUCAGGGUCACCAGAACUUCAACCCCGGGACCCCCUGGGAGCCCAGGAUGUGUGUGCGAGCGGCUCUCUGUGAUUUGCUUAUACCCCAGGAUGAGGAACAGUGUGAGAAGUGUGCUCAUCCUGCAGAGGUGUGAGAGACGGACCAUUUUCUUCCACAAUUUUGAAGAAUCUGGAGACGUUCGAAAGAAUCUUCCAUCGGUCUUUAAGUUUAUUUAAAGAUUUGAACCCUUCUGUUAUAGUGAGGCAGAUGUCUAGGGCAAACCUCCUAUUGAAUCAACAUUCAGAAUGGUGCUUUUCUUAGUUUUACCGUGGCAAGUGAGAGCUUAAACGAUCUAUGGAGGAAACUGAGCUUUUUCACACAACACGGAGCAAUUCUGUUUUCGUGUUAACUACCUCUGGAUGAUUUCACGGACCAACAUGAACCUUGAACCUCCCUGGUGCAGAUAUUCAGAGCGUUCAGAUUCAAUGAAACGAAACUGUUUGAUGAAAUGUAGUGGAUGUAGUACAAUAAAAAUGCUGUUUUGUACUGUCUGUAACACUGGUCAUUUUGGGCUUGGACUUUCAAAGCUUACACUGCAUAGACGGUUUCUAAGAGGAUAAACGUUUUGGUUUAAAACUUCAGUCUUCGAACAGUCUAUGUCUUCUUUUAAUCAUACCUCAGGCUGUAUUAUUUCCAUCUCUGAUUGUUCACUCUAGCUGGGUGCCUUUGUGUAUAGAAAAAGUUCUCGAAUGCAUAAAACUGAAGAUGUCCUCUGGACUUUUCUUGGCCUGACGUUCAUCGCACACCUGCGCUGGUGUGACCGAAUUGUGUUACGCAUGAUAAACUACAAAUGCUCACGCCGGCAGACUGCAUUCGUUCAGAGUUGUGUGUGUUUGUGCUGUCGUCUGUAAUAAUCUCAGCCUAGCCAGCAGUAAACUUGAAAUAUAGCAAAAGCAACAUUUUGAUACAUUGAUUGCGUUUAUACGCUUUGUGUUAUUUUAAUUCUUUCAAAAUUGUGAAAUCGAGUCUUUUUUUUUUCUCCAUUCGUUUUCUGAUGAUUUUAAUUAUUAUUGACAUUAAUGCAAACGCCUCCCCCCAGACAUAGAACCAUUGAAGUGUAAAAUACAUGUUUGUCUGAAAUUAUUUAUAAAUAUAGGUUGGAAGCUGGAGAUGUUCGAAGCGUCUCUGUUGUAAAUCUUGAUCUUGCACCAAGUUUUAGAACAUAUUGUAAAGGAAUAUUUUUUAUGAAGGGUGGUGAUAUUGUAUUAAAGUUUUUUUCUAAUGCAAAUAGUUCUGGG